AGGAAAACCUUGACCAACUUUGGCAAGAAGCUGAUCCGGCAGCGGACGGUGAACCUGGGCUCGCAGGAAACUCAGCUGGCCCGUUGCCUCUCCACCGUAGACCAUGCUCUAGGAGUGGGCAGCACCCUUGGAGCGGGCGUCUACGUCUUGUCCGGAGGGGCCAAGGAUCUGGCUGGCCCGUCUAUUGUGAUCUGUUUCUUCAUUGCGGCCGUCUCUUCUGUUCUGGCUGGCUUGUGCUACGCAGAGUUUGGCGCCCGGGUACAGGCCGGUUCUGCCUACCUCUACAGCUACGUCACCGUUGAAAUUUGGGCCUUCACCACAGGGUGGAACCUUAUCCUCUCCUACAUGAUAGGGACAGCAAGUGUGGCUCGGGCUUGGAGUUCCACCUUCGACCACAUCAUUGGAGGCCACAUCUCCACUUUCUUCCGGAACCACACAGCUUUGCACCUGGAAAACGUGCUGGCUGAGUACCCCGACUUCUUUGCCCUCUUCUUGGUGCUGCUGCUCACAGGCCUGCUGUCCUUCGGAGUGAGCGAAUCUGCCCUGGUGAAUAAAAUCUUCACGGCCAUCAACUUGCUGGUGCUCAGCUUUGUCAUCGUUGCGGGUUUUGUGAAAGGAGACGUCAAGAACUGGAACCUGUCCGCGGAAGAUUGUCAGAACCGCACGGAAACCCUCUUGGAGUCUGGACAAAAACAGGGUCCGCUUGGCAAUGGAGGGUUUUUCCCCUUUGGCUUCCAGGGAGUCCUCUCGGGGGCUGCCACCUGUUUCUACGCCUUCGUUGGAUUCGACUGCAUCGCCACCACAGGUGAGGAAGCACGGAACCCUCAGCGAUCAAUCCCCAUCAGCAUCAUCAUCUCCCUCAUCAUCUGCUUUGUGGCCUAUUUUGGCGUUUCGGCGUCCUUGACCUUGAUGGUUCCCUAUUUGGUGGAUAAAGAGAGCCCACUGCCUGAUGCCUUCAAGGUCGUGGGCUGGGAGCCCGCCCGCUACGUGGUGGCCAUCGGCUCCCUCUGUGCCCUCUCUACAAGCUUGCUUGGAUCCAUGUUCCCCAUGCCGCGAGUGAUCUAUGCUAUGGCUGAAGACGGACUGCUCUUCCGAUUCCUCUUCCGGGUUCACAGCCGGACCAAGACUCCCUUGGUGGCCACUGUCGUCUCGGGCAUCAUUGCAGCCCUGAUGGCGUUUCUCUUUGAGCUGAAGGAUUUGGUCAACCUGAUGUCUAUCGGCACGCUGUUGGCCUACUCCCUGGUGGCUAUUUGCGUGCUCAUCCUCAGAUACCAACCUGAGCUCUUCAGGUUCUCCAAAGAUCUGGAAAUGCUCGAGAUCAACGGAAGCGAAGAAGAAAAGAUGACCAUUAAUUCCACGGUCGGCGAUGGCCAGAACGCAUUCAAAGAAUUCAGCUGCAGGAGCCUUUUCUUCCCCGCCGAGGACAACCCAACCCAUAUCUCAGGGCGCAUCGUCUACAUCAGCACCACGGCCGUCGCUGUCACGAUCACUGCCCUGUGUGGCAUUCUGGCCCAUGAGUGGGAAGCCCUCCUGGAGGGCAGCGUCGGCUGGGUCAUUGCCUGUGUCAUUCUCCUGGGCAUUUGCUCGCUGGCAACAGCCGUCAUCUGGAGGCAGCCAGAAAAGCAAGAAACGCCUCACUUUCAAAGUGCCUGGCCUGCGUUGCUCCCCCUCUUCAGCACUCUGGUGAAACUCUAUCUCAUGAUGCAGCUCGAUGCUGGGACCUGGGCCCGCUUCGCUGUCUGGAUGGCCAUCGGCUUUGCCAUCUAUUUCGGUUAUGGGCUUCAGCAUAGCGAAGAAGGUCAGGGGGCACAGCAGUCCCCGUCAGCCGCCGACAAAGGCCUGCCUUCGGCCCACUCUGAGCUGAGCCAAGAGCUCGCCAUCUGAGAAGGAGCGGCUGCUUCUGUCCUCCUUCCACCGCCGUGGACGCCCCCCGAGUUCUUUCUUCGCCUCCUGCCCCACCCGUCAAGAAGGAAGCCGUGGCCCGCAGGACCUCCAGUGGCGCAUUGGACUCAACCUGUGGCAGCAGCUUCAUUUCGCAGAAGAGGGGAAUAAAGCAAGAUGAGAUAAAAUUUAGGAGGCAGCCUUUCCUCCUAGGUGGGACAGGGAUGAGAGCGACCUUCAGACAAGAAGCUGCCACACAUGGUUUAUUUAUUUACCCGGCUUUGGUGGCUAGAUUGCCUUCCCCAGAUCUAGAUGUGUGUAAACGUGUCAAAUGUGAACCAUCCCCAAAUGAUCUCCAGGACUACCAGUCUAGUUUUAACUAUUGUUUGUAUGUCAAUUUUUCCCCCAAAGAUGUUAGGUGUUGUUUUUUUUAUAUCGGUACAACUCCGUGCUCUUAGCUUUUUUUUAAAGUUGGACUCAUCUAAACCCUCCCCUUCUGUCAAUUUACUUUCCUUGUAGGCUCAUCUCAGAUGCUCUUGGUUCUGGGGGGGUCUGCAGGCGAAAGCGAUCUGGCAGCCUCCAGAAAUUUAGACAGCCUGCAGCAGUGCAGUACUAGGCCGGAGGAUAAUUGCUUAAAUAAUCGUGGUUGAUCGGAGUUCUGCCAUUGUUCUUGCCAAACAUUAUCAAAUAGGUUUCUGGGGUUUCUCAAAUGAAAUCAGAACGAUUAUUUCUACCAAUGGGAUACAAAACUUACCCAACAUGCUCGCAGUAUAUGGAUCCAAUGUCCUGGGUACAUUCAGCCUGCAAUAGUUUAUUCGCGAGAGCAGGCUGCAGUGCCUUGAACGAAUGGGUAGUGCGGGGUGGGAGGGCCAACGGCUGAGUAAAGUCCUAGUAAAAUAAGUCAAGUUUGUUAUCAUGAAACUUAAGCCUGGAGAGACUCACCACAACAUCAGCCUAGGGGCUCACCCAUGCUGGGAGGCAAGAGAAGGGGAGGGAAACUGGGCGCUGAGUUGUGGUCAGUAGCUGCCAACAGGAGAGCAUUUGACCCCGGUGUAGCCACCUUCUGGACCAGAGGUCGGGGCUAAAGAUGGAGGCCAAGCCAGCGCGCAAUGGCCAGCUGUGCCUGGUUGCUUAGAAGCCAGCAGCAAACCACAGCUGGCAACAACUCAAAGCAAAGUGAGGUCAUUGCCAGACUUCCAUCUGUUGCAAAGAUGGCACAGCCAAUAAAUCCUCCCUGGCUCCAAAACAGGGUGAAUAUUUUUUUCCCUACUAAUAAAAGAAGCCAAAUUCAUGGUCCAGCUAGUGAUUUCCUGUUUGGUCCAUCCUGAAAUUGGCAAGGAAACCAGCCCCUAAUUUGGAAAGCCACCGGGUUAGCCAAAGGCAGGAUUGGGACAGCUUGUUUUCUUCAACUGUUAAGGGGGGGGGAAAGUGGGAUGCUUUCUCUCCUGGUGCAAAUUAUUUACCUUGGACUGGAAAAAUAAUUCUGAGAAUUCCCCAGGAAGCUGGAUCAUGUGACGUUGGUUGUACGUAUGCAGACACACUCCACUUACAUCAGAAGGCCAGGCUUCCUAACAACUGCCCCCCGGGGCCAAAUCCUAUAAUGCCAAGGCCAUUUCAAACUUCACGCAGCUCAUUUCCAAGCCUUACAAUUAAUUUCCCCAACAUUUCCAAAAGCAAAUUGUGAAUGUGCAGGGCCAAACACUGAAUUGUUGUCUUUGGGACAUUAGCUCUUCACGGACACUUUCGACGUUUCCUCUCUCCCGAAGGGAGAUUUGGCACAAUCUCAGUUCAGGGUUUGUAACUCAGUGGCAGAAAUCUUCACGGGUGGAAGGGAAAGGCUGGGAGCAGCAUGUCCGGGACCCACCCCUGAGAUCGAUGGCCAGGUCAGCAAAGGCAGCUUCUCCUGUUCCUCACUUCACCUUAUCCCGCAGCCUCGCUCAGAGCAAGAGGGGGGAAAUUCCCACUUGUUUCAACAGAACUUUUGUCGUCUUGUUUGAACAUCUACGUUACAUGUGCACCAAAGCUCUUCAACAUGAAUAUAAACGCAGCACCUUAAUGCAUUUUUUGGACCAAAUAAAUGUUGUGCUAUUA
Thamnophis elegans (Western terrestrial garter snake) is the source of this 3972-nucleotide messenger RNA. It is a transcript of the gene SLC7A3, whose product is annotated as solute carrier family 7 member 3. Gene Ontology annotation, molecular function: amino acid transmembrane transporter activity. Gene Ontology annotation, cellular component: plasma membrane. Lineage: Eukaryota; Metazoa; Chordata; Lepidosauria; Squamata; Natricidae. The record is from RefSeq and is a predicted model, not a curated record. Gene Ontology annotation, biological process: amino acid transport; transmembrane transport.